AUGAGUAACUAUACUGCUGUUCCUUCUUCGCAGCUCUCCUUUGCUGGUGACGGUCUGCCCAGUGGGACUGCUGUUGUGCAGGAGGCAGCGAGCGGUUUUUACCCGAAGUUCUCCGAAGGAGGCUGGACAAGGCGUGUGCAACAGCAAACCGUCUCUUCUGAUCAUAUAUUGGUCUACGCAUUCGCCUUUAGCGGCAGCGACUGGCUCUCCCUGCGAAGUGAGGAAUACCUCAGCGCUUGCAGCGACGCACUGAGCUUACCAGCCGGCCCAGAGGAGAAAGAGGUGUCCUUCAUCACUGGGACGUCCAGCCCUCAAUCCGACCAUGGCUCUAUUAUUGGGCCCCGUCAUCGUGGGUCUCUCUGCAGCGGCUCGCGCAUGCACACCACAUUCCUUCGAGUUGGUCUGGAAAACGGAGGAAGACUGCGGUCAUCCCCUGAGGGAUGUACUGGAGCAUCGGUGAAAACUGCGCCUGCUUCUGUGAGGUCUCUGUCCCUUCCAUUGCAUGCGCCUACUUCCUCAAAAGCAGGAUCUUCUCUCCAUGAUGGGGCAGUCUUGAGGUCUUUUAGAUGGGUCUGUAGGAGCCUUUCCAAUAAUGGAGAAGGGGAAGACCGCCAGAAGGCAUUGCACCGCUCAAUGAGAGCCCUUGCAGCUCACCCUUCCUCAGGUACUCGCAGAAGCGGUAGCCACGGCGGCUUCCUUCAGGAAGGUGGAGAUUCUCAAUUAUUAGUUCUUGAUGGACGCUUAUCCGGUACAGCACCGGUAGAGGCCGGUUGUUCCCAGCACGCUAUCGGGGAAAGUAGCGACUGCCGAAGUAACACGGAGGAUUAUUCCAAGUUUGAUACCUGCAGUGGCCAGUUGCCAGCAGUUGGAAAGUCAGACGCUCAGCAGGAAAGUGUAGUUGAAUCUGCCAGAGAGGAAAGGGUUGAUGACAAGCGGGCGAAGGAGCAUGCACUCCCAAUUGCAGAACCUGAACGAGCAGAAGCUUUAAUGACGCAGGAAGACAUGCACGGCACUGACGCCUUAGAAUUCCCCGAACAUAAUAUUCUAAGGUCAGCAUCGUACGCCUUUGCUGAUGACUGGCAAGAGAAGAGCCCCUCCAGUCGUGGGGUCUCCGUGGAGGGCUUUCAAGCAUUACCAGAAUAUCCUGUGGCUCCUCCUCCUGCACAGAGCAAAAACGUAGCUCCUGCUGGAGAGGGCCGUGCGGUUAAAUCGCAGCAAGGAAGGACAGACGUCGCUGGGGGAACUGUCAGCAGCAUUUCACAUCUAGCGGAGGAACUGCAGACAGGAGCUGUUGCGUCAGAUCCCGAGUGUGGCAAAGUGAGACGCAGGAACCGCCUCACAACAAGACGGACGCUACAGCGUUCAUUUGUCGAGAUGGCUGGCCGGUUUGGAACGUGCUCCUUUCCAGGGCGUCGUAAGUCAGGUGGAGCUGCGCAUAUGUCAUGCCGCUAUCGAGUAAAGGAACAGACGUAUCAAGCCCUAACUCUACACCCUUCUCACGUACACCAAGCCAACCAGCUGCUUUCGACCAGCUCCUUCUCAAAAGGCCAGGUUGGUCAGAAUAGUUCUCUAACCAGUGACCACCAAGUGGGUACAUCCUUACUGACCAACAACUCUUCUCCAGACACUGGACUGGCAGCCCAAAGCAUUCAGGCUGAGUCCGAUAUAGCUGGGUGGGAGGCUCGGGAGCUGAAGACUCAGACUUUGAAUGCCACUAAGAAGCAUAUCACUACAGGUGAUCCACAGAACCAUAGGGAAGGUCAGGGCUCUGUGCGGGGCACUGCUUGUGAGGCUGGUGUAACAACAUGUAGCAAUUUGAGUGUCCCUCUUGAGGCGGCGGAGGGGGCCGGAGGCUUACGAGAUGCGUAUGGCCUGGCUGCCAAGCCCCCUGGCUACUUACGGCGCCAGGGGGCGAAUCGCAAUGGGACACAAUGCUGCUCGGACGAUAUAAGAGACGCCCAACCACCACAGGCCUCGCCUACACGCACUGCCCAUGAGACCGGCGUAUCACCCUGCAUCAGUUUGAGUGAUCGACCGGACGCAGCAGAGGGGGACGGAAGCUUCCAAGAUGCAUCUGCCGUGGCUGAUGAAGUACCUGUAGAGUUGCAGCGUCAGGCGUCGACUGGCACUGCGGCAGAAACCUCCCAGGAUAAUACACACAAGGGUGAGGGAGGUCAGGGCUCAUCUCCCGAAACUGCUUAUGGGGCUGGCGUAACACCUUAUAGCAGUAUGAUUAUCGAGGGGUUGGACGAAAAGGCCGGGAACGGUUUCCAGGAUGCGUCCGACCUGGCUGGAGAAAAUGCUACAGAUGCGAGGGCUGAGAUGACGAAUGUCGGUUUGAGUGGCACUAGGGAGUCUCCGGAGGGAUGCGAAAGCUUCCGAGAUGCAUCUGACGUGGCAGGCGGGGAGCCUGGAGAGAUGAAGCGUCAGGCGUCCAGUGACAACAAGGUGAAGAGCUAUUCGGAUGAUACACACAAGGAGCAGACAGGCCAGGGCUCGUCUCCCCGCACUAGGGAUGACGCUGCCGCAACUCCGUGCAGUAGUGUGAGUCCGACAAAAGAGGAAGAAGGAACAUCGGACUUUUUCCAGGAUGCGUUGGAUGCGGCUGGCGGGCGGGCUGCAGAGGCGAAGCCUGAUGCACCCUGCAUCAGUUUGAGUGAUCCUCCGGACGCAGCGGA
This is a messenger RNA of Eimeria maxima, 2678 nucleotides long. RefSeq lists its product as hypothetical. The annotation marks the transcript as partial. Lineage: Eukaryota; Apicomplexa; Conoidasida; Eucoccidiorida; Eimeriidae. The record is from RefSeq and is a predicted model, not a curated record. The transcript is spliced from 3 exons.